AUGCCUAUAAUGUCCAGCGGCGAGUCGAUUAAGGCGCAAGUCGUCGACAAGAUUCCAAAACGAUUCAAGGAACUAAAAUUUGGUAUUCAGUCAAAUCAAGAUAUUGUCAACCAGGGUGUUAUAGAAGUUUCGAAUCGUAUGCUGUAUAAUGUUGAGAAUGGUCGAACUGCUGUUCCACAUGGUCCUCUUGAUCCAAGAUUGGGUACUUCCAGCAAAUCUGGACGCUGCGAAACUUGUGAUAAAGGUCUGCAAGAUUGCAAUGGUCAUUUUGGUCAUGUUAGAUUACCGCUUCCAGCUUUCCAUAUUGGGUACUUGAAAUUGGUUAUAAUGAUUCUACAAAACGUUUGCAAGACAUGCGCUAGAGUUCUACUCACCGAUGCCGAGCGACGACAAUUCUUGAAGGAGUUACGAAAGCCAGGUAUUGAUAAUUUGAAGCGCACGCAAAUCUGUAAGAAGAUUAACGAGCAAUGCCGGAAGGCGAGUCAGUGUCCUUACUGCGAUGCUACCAAUGGACAAAUCAGGAAAGUCAGCGUCGUUCGCUUGGCACACGACAAAUAUACAAAGUACAAUAAGUCCACUGCAGCGAAGAAAGCAGUCCCACCGGGAAUGGUCGAAUACCAAAGAUCGUUUGAAGAAGCUAAGAAGAACAACACAGAGUUAGAGAAACACGUAAAGAAGGUUUAUGAGGAUCUACACCCAUUGAGAGUGCUGAACUUGUUCAAGUUGAUCACGCCGAGCGAUUGCGAACUUCUUGGGAUCAACCCGGCUGAAGGUCGCCCUGAAAUGUUUUUAUGGCAGUUUGUCCCAGCCCCCCCAAUCUGCAUUCGACCCUCUGUUGCGCAAGAUGGAGCGAGUAAUGAGGAUGAUCUCACCGCCAAACUUGCCGAAAUUGUUAACAUAAGCUCUCUGAUGAGAGCGGCAUUACAGAAAGGGCAAGCGGUACAGACAAUCAUGGAGCAAUGGGAUUUUCUUCAACUACAAAUCGCCAUGUAUGUUAACAGCGAUGUUCCAGGCCUUCAGCAACCUGGAUUCGGAAAGGCCAUUCGAGGAUUUUGUCAACGGUUAAAAGGAAAGCAAGGUCGUUUCCGAGGCAAUUUGUCUGGAAAGCGUGUUGAUUUCUCGGGACGAACUGUCAUUUCUCCGGAUCCGAAUCUUGGGAUUGACGAAGUUGCCGUUCCUAUGUUGGUGGCAAAGAAUCUCACAUAUCCCGAACGAGUCCAACGUCAGAAUAUCGAAAAGUUGCGCAAGUGCGUCAUAAAUGGUCCAAACGUCCAUCCUGGUGCACAACAAAUCAUCAAGAAAGAUUCCAACCAUAAGAUAUCUUUGAAAUUUGCUAAACGGGAUAAUGAGGCAAAAUUUCUCAAGAUAGGAGACGUUGUUGAAAGACAUCUUGAGGAUGGCGAUAUUGUUCUUUUCAACCGUCAGCCAUCUCUGCAUAAGCUUAGUAUCAUGAGUCAUUUUGCAAAAAUUCGACCAUGGAGAACAUUCCGUCUGAAUGAAUGCGUCUGCAAUCCGUAUAACGCAGAUUUCGACGGUGAUGAAAUGAAUCUUCACGUACCGCAAACAGAGGAGGCUCGAACCGAGGCGAUCAAUCUGAUGGGAGUGAAAAACAAUCUUUCGACUCCUAAGAACGGAGAACCUAUUAUUUGUGCUACCCAGGACUUCAUCACUGCAGCCUAUUUACUUUCCAGUAAAGAAAACUUUUUCGAUCGUAAGACAUUCACGAAUAUCUGCAUGUACAUGGUCAACUCAGAUCUUCAUCUGGACCUUCCUCCACCGACUAUUCUAAAACCUCAAGCGCUUUGGACUGGCAAGCAAGUUUUUAGCAUCCUCAUGCGCCCAAAUAAUCAAGAUAAUAUACUUGUCAAUGUUGACGCAAAAUGUCGAGAUUUUGUACCAAAUAUGGUGCCACAGGGGUAUGCGAAUGACAUGGAGGAGAAUGACGGAUGGCUGGUAGUUCGGAAUUCGGAAGUAAUGUGUGGCCUUAUGGACAAGAGCACAGUUGGAUCUGGGAAGAAGGACUCUAUAUUUUACGUCAUAUUGCGUGAUUAUGGCCCCGAUGCAGCUGUUGUGGCCAUGAACCGCUUGUCUAAGCUUUCCGCUCGGUACUUGACUAACAUGGGGUUCUCUAUUGGAAUUAGUGAUGUUUAUCCUUCCGACGAACUCAACAAGAAUAAGGCUAGUCUGAUCGCCGCUGCCUACGCAGAGUGUGAGGAACUGAUUGAAAGUUUCAAGAACAACACAUUGGAGAAAUCAACGGGUUUAAGCAUGGAGGAGACCCUUGAAGCUAAACUUUCCGGCAAGCUAAGUCAAGUUCGUGGCGCAGCUGGAAAAGAGUGUCUCAGAACCUUAUACGCUUCGAGUUCACCACUAGUAAUGGCUAAUUCAGGGUCAAAAGGUUCGGCAAUUAACGUUGCGCAGAUGGUGGCCCUGGUAGGGCAACAAAUUAUUGGAGGUUCUCGUGUCCAAGAAGGUUUUCAAGAUAGAACUCUUCCUCAUUUCCCGAAGCAUUCCAAACAGCCUCCUGCCAAAGGUUUCGUCGCAAACAGCUUCUUCACUGGAUUGACUCCAUACGAAUUCAUCUUUCACGCUAUGUCUGGACGUGAAGGUUUGGUUGAUACCGCGGUCAAAACAGCAGAAACUGGUUAUAUGUCACGACGACUCAUGAAAUCUCUGGAGGAUUUGUCAACCCAGUACGAUGAUACUGUUAGAACUUCUGGUGGUGGAAUUGUUCAAUUCCAGUUUGGUGCUGACGGACUGGAUCCUCUUGACAUGGAGGGAAAUGCAGUUCCUGUCAAUUUCAAGCGAACCUGGACCCAAGCAGCGACUCUUACAUGGGACAACCAAGAGAAAUCGCUCCUACCAUUCGAGGUUACUAGUCAAUGCACGGAACACUUGGCAAAAUUCAAAGCCAAAUUUUCUAGAUUUGGACUUCGUCACGGAGAGCCAUUAAGCUACGACGAUGCGAGCGACUACGGUGUGGAUGAGCACGAUGGUGGCCGGGAAUUCCUUGCAGCCGUCAGCAAAUUUGUAGGUGAAAAAGCAUCACACAUGGCUAGAGCACGUGCGAGGGCUAUGCUUCACGAUUUCGUAAACGAUCCCACAGUUACGGGGAUCAUUUACGACGAGAAAAACGAGUUUCCAAGCUCAAGAGCAUAUGUUAACCAGGUAGCCAAGGUUUCCAAGACCACUUUGAAAAAGUUCUGUGAACUUUGCCUGGAGAAGUACUCGAGAGCCAAAGUCGAACCAGGUCAUGCCGUCGGAGCUGUUGGAGCGCAAUCGAUCGGAGAACCAGGAACACAAAUGACCUUGAAAACCUUCCAUUUUGCUGGUGUCGCUGGUAUGAACUUGACUGCAGGUGUACCCCGGAUUAAGGAAAUCAUCAACGCUUCAAAGACGAUUGCUACGCCGUUCGUCAAAUGCCCUCUGCUAAACGAUAAGGAUCUGAAUGUGGCCCGUCUCGUCAAAGCUCGUAUGGAGAAGACCUACUUGCAUGAAGUUCUUCACUUUGCUGAGGACAUGUGGUCAGCAAGAUCUGCAAUAAUCUGUCUGGCUGUAGACACAGAAUAUUUAUUAAAUAGGCAAAUUGAUGUCACUGUUGAAAAUAUCGCCACUACAAUUUUAAAGAACAAAAAGCUGAAGGUCAAGAGUGAGGAUCUCAGCGUCAAAGGGGAUUGCAUUUUCAUUAGAGUUACUCACGAUGGUAGCGCUCCUACCACAGCUCGUGGAGCCGCAGCUAAGGGCAAACCUACUCUUGAUGAAGGCGGCUCUGACCUUUUACUCCGCGUACACCACCUCAAGCGUGCUGUGCCAGACUUGGCCAUAUCCGGAUAUCCGGAAGCCACAAGAGCUAUUAUCAAUACAUCUGAACACGAGAAGCCAGAGUACACAGUUGUUGUUGAAGGAUAUGGUCUUCGUGCCUGUAUCGGAACCGAAGGUGUCGACGGCACUAAAGUCAAAUCUAACAGCGUCUUGGAAAUGCGUGACGUCCUCGGUAUCGAAGCUGCUCGUUACACAAUCGCCAACGAAAUCGCAACCGUCAUGGCGGAUAUGGACAUCGAUCCUCGUCACAUGCAACUUCUUGCCGAUGUCAUGACGUACAAGGGGGAAGUUUUAGGUAUCACUCGUUUCGGUCUUUCGAAAAUGAGAGAUAGUGUGUUGCAGCUUGCUUCCUUCGAGAAAACACCAGAUCAUUUAUUCGAUGCGGCUGCGGGCAUGAAGACGGAUAGAAUUGAGGGUGUCAGUGAGUGCAUCAUCAUGGGACAGACGAUGGGCGUAGGCACGGGUGCGUUCAAGGUCAUUAGACAAUUGGAUCUUACUCCUGAUGAUCUCAAAGUGAAGCCAACGCUAUUUGAAGAUGCGUGGAAAGUAGACCAAAGAGAGAGAGUGAAGUUGAAGAGAUCAACUCAUGGUUGA
Sclerotinia borealis F-4128 is the source of this 4416-nucleotide messenger RNA. The record is from the annotation of a GenBank genome assembly. Lineage: Eukaryota; Fungi; Ascomycota; Leotiomycetes; Helotiales; Sclerotiniaceae.